CCCCAGCCAGAGGAAAUCACAACACUUGACUCAUCUGCGUGUCAGUGCUCUUCUCUGCUUGACUGAUAGACUUACUGACUCAAAGAGAGGAGAAGCUCACACAAACAGCAAAGAGUUGAAAUUAAAGGAACCUAUUCCUGCUGACUUGGAUUGGAGACAUGACCAAAGAGACUGAGACUCUGGGACUGGUCUUUCAGAACGAGAACUUCAACUAUAACCGUUACAAUAACUACAUCAUGGACUCCUGGCCCUAUCUAGAGAGCUCUGUGCCCGAGCAGAACCACGCCAAACCCAGACUUCACCCAGGAGAUGACCUGACUGCCUUAACCAUGCUUUAUGAACAGUGCAAGAACCACAAAGAUCCAAAAAAUGUUUCGUGCAAUCGUGCUGGCAACAUCUGCAAAACAGAGAGGUGUUUAACCAAUGAUCUUGUUUUGGAUGGGUCCGCCAAUGUAAUGAAAAUCCUCUCUGAGAGUGGAACCUUGAGCCAUCACCAAGAAGUUUUGGGAUCCAAGCAGAACAUCUCUAUGCCCAUCUCUGUUCCCACCACCUCAGACACCUACGCCACCCUGACCAGCGUAGUGUCGGACACGUACGACAAACAGGAACUCAACAUCAUCUUCGAUUCCCUGAUGACCGGUGCUUUCCCCGACCCACACGCUGAGACUCUUCCCUACAGCGAUCCCUUCCCUGAGGAUCAGCCCAGCCCGGUUUACUCCGGCUCCUAUACCGGUUCCCCACAGGAGAGGUUCAGGAGUGAUUUCCAGUUUACCUUAGGAGCUCCCAUCGCUUCUUCUUACAAAUCCAGUGAGCUGCCCAUGGUCUACCUGAACAAGGGACAGUUUUACCCCAUUACUCUCUCAGGAGUGGACAGCAGUGCCUGCCUCACUGCCACUAAAGUCAAGACUGUUGUGAUGGCCGUGUUUGACAACGACAAAAGCCCAGAAAUGCAGCUCCGCUUUUGGAAUCACUGGCACGCACGUCAGCCAACAGCCAAGCAGAGGGUCAUUGACAUCGCGGACUACAAAGAAGUGUUCAACGGCGUUAGCAACAUAGAGGAGGUGGCAUUCAAUGCUCUCUCCUUUGUCUGGAACCCCAAUGAAGAGGCCAAGGUGUUCAUUGGCAUCAACUCCCUAAGCACAGACUUUUCCGCUCAGAAAGGCGUGAAAGGCCAGCCUCUAAACAUACAGAUCGACACUUAUGACUUCAGCUCGGGAACCAACCAGCUCCUACACAGAGCCGCCUGCCAGGUCAAGAUUUUCUGUGAUAAGGGUGCAGAGAGAAAGAUGCGUGACGAGGAGAGGAAGAGAAGCAAAAGGAGGGGAAAGAACGAUGCUAACAACAAGUCUUUAGUGAGCAGCUCCAUGGGCAAUGAAUGCACCUUCUUCCAAAGCCUGGAAGACCACAUCACCCAGCCAGUCCUCUUCAUUCCAGAAACACACCUUUCCAGCUUACAGCGCAUGGCUCCACCAACGGAUGAGAUUGAAAGGAGUUCUAUGAAGAGAUCGUAUUCAGACAGAGAGCAGAACAGCUCUCCACCCAGCAAGCAACCCCGCAGAGAAGACCCACAAAGAGUUCUGUUGUAUGUGAGAACAUGUGCUGAAGAGGUGUUUGAUGCGCUCAUGCUCAAAGCGCCAACACUGUCGGGCCUCCGAGAAGCUGUUUCAGAAAAGUACGGUAUGCAAACAGACACCAUUGGGAAAAUCUACAAAAAAUGCAAGAGAGGGAUUUUUGUCCAUAUGGAUGACAACAUCAUCCAACAUUACACCAACCAGUCGGCAUUCCUCAUUGAGAUAUCCGACGUCGGCGGUCAGUUCCAGGUCACCCUUGUUGAAGUAUGAGAGCCACUCGGCUCCGUUGAAGGAUGUUACAUAUCACAGGAGCCUGUUGAAACCAUAUCUAAAAGCACUGCUCUGCAAAAGACAAUGUAAGCUGUGGACUUCUGAAACCGACUAGCAAACCGAGCUAACAAGACUCCAGUUUCUCCAAUUUCAGUUGAAAACAUCAAUAUGUUUCUUGAUGUUGUAAAUACCACUACUCGCCCCAUGAUUUUGUUAUUUGAAUUUGUAACGUAAGAGCAAUUAUGAUAAACAGCCUGUACAUAUAUUGUAAAUAGAUUUUAAUAUGACAGUGUUUUAUGAACUAGCUAAAGCACGUCGAAAUCCAUUUUCUACAAGUUGCUAUGUAUUUCAAUUUUUUUUACAGACCUCUGUACAUAACUUGUGUACAGUGUAUUUUCAGCAUUUUCAGAGGUUGCUAUUCUUGCUGCUUUUAAUGUAUCCAUAAUUUCUUCCACAAGAGCCACUGGUGAGUUUUCUCACCCACAACCUACUUAUGAGUUUUUUUCAAUGCCAUAAGUAUUUUCGUGUAGGUUCCUGUUAGUUUCAUGACUAAAAUGGCCCGACAUUGGGUUUAAUUCAGAACCUAAUAUCCGACAUUUCCACCCAUAAAACCACACAAUAGUUAGUAUUGGCCAUAAUUUAGUCCUACAUUGUGGACAUUUCCUGUCUGUAUGGUGCAACCACAGCGGUUUCCUGAAAACAGUUUUAAAUCCCCAAAGGACUUUCAUAGUAUGCGUGUUUAUGUGUGUGUAAAAAGUUUUCCUUAUACAUUAUGCAUCAUUUCAAAACGAGCAUGUAUCUGUAUAAUAUUUCAUAGUUGUACCAUUGCAAUUCUGGUUGUAUUAGUCACAUCUUGCCUCUUUUUUAAGAAAAUAAAGAAAAUGCAUAAUACAUUUUGUGUGACUCAUAUGUAUAAUGCAUACAGAUCUGAUGGAAAGUGAGCUAUUCACAGACCAGAUCAAUAUUCACUAUGACAAACAAAAGAUAAGGAUAAGGGGCACUUCUUGUGUAAAAUGAUGUUGUCUUUUGAUGUGAAGUACUACGAAAUAUGCAACAAGCACAAUGCAGAGUAAAGAAAAGCAUCUGAAAGAGGUCUAUGUAUGGAUUAAUUCGCUGAAAGAGGUGAGAUGAGAUGAACACACAAACAAAUUACAUCCUUGGUUUUGUAUUCUAACAGUUUUGUGUGUGCCCCAAAAAAGGGAAACACACUCACCCUAUUUGGUGACACUGACAGGGAAAAGCAUCCAGGCACUUGUCCUAGAUAUAACACAGACAUCCUCCAGCAAGUAAAAUAUAUCAUAAGUAUCUUCGUGUAGGUUCCUGUUAGUUUCAUGACUAAAAUGGCCCGACAUUGGGUUUAAUUCAGAACCUAACAUCCGACAUUUCCACCCAUAAAACCACACAAUAGUUAGUAUUGGCCAUAAUUUAGUCCUACAUUGUGGACAUUUCCUGUCUGUAUGGUGCAACCACAGCGGUUUCCUGAAAACGGUUUUAAAUCCCCAAAGGACUUUCAUAGUAUGCGUGUUUAUGUGUGUGUAAAAAGUUUUCCUUAUACAUUAUGCAUCAUUUCAAAACGAGCAUGUAUCUGUAUAAUAUUUCAUAGUUGUACCAUUGCAAUUCUGGUUGUAUUAGUCACAUCUUGCCUCUUUUUUAAGAAAAUAAAGAAAAUGCAUAAUA
Molecule: messenger RNA, 3518 nt
Organism: Eleginops maclovinus (Patagonian blennie)
Lineage: Eukaryota; Metazoa; Chordata; Actinopteri; Perciformes; Eleginopidae
Gene: grhl3
Product: grainyhead-like transcription factor 3
Exons: 15
Coding region: 159-1841 (560 amino acids)
Biological process (GO): regulation of transcription by RNA polymerase II
Cellular component (GO): nucleus
Molecular function (GO): RNA polymerase II cis-regulatory region sequence-specific DNA binding; DNA-binding transcription activator activity, RNA polymerase II-specific
Source: RefSeq, a predicted model, not a curated record